Vicia villosa (hairy vetch) is the source of this 985-nucleotide messenger RNA. Its product is annotated as DNA polymerase II subunit B4. The record is from RefSeq and is a predicted model, not a curated record. The transcript is spliced from 3 exons. Bases 161 to 673 code for a protein of 170 amino acids. Lineage: Eukaryota; Viridiplantae; Streptophyta; Magnoliopsida; Fabales; Fabaceae. Gene Ontology annotation, cellular component: CHRAC; epsilon DNA polymerase complex. Gene Ontology annotation, molecular function: protein heterodimerization activity; chromatin DNA binding. Gene Ontology annotation, biological process: leading strand elongation; DNA damage response; heterochromatin formation.
UUUUCUUUUUCCUUUGACAAGAGAGAUGGAAAUUUUCCAUCAUGAAGCUGAAAGUGAUGAUAUGGCGGGAAACCAAGCCUAGUUAUUGACCACAACACAGAGACCCUAAUUCCAACCCUAAUUUCAAUCCCAAUUAGAAAUCGAAUAAGAGAAGUUGACCAUGGCAGAGGCGGAGGAGCUUCCCAAAACCAUCGUACGCCGUGUGGUGAAGGAAAAGCUAUCCACUUGCUCCGACGACGGAGACAUUGCCGUUCACAAAGACGCUCUUCUCGCAUUCUCCGAAAGUGCCAAAAUAUUCAUCCACUACCUUUCCGCUACGGCUAAUGAUAUAUGUAAGGAGUCAAAGAGGCAAAUUAUCAACGCUGAAGAUGUUUUCAAAGCUCUUGAAGAAACUGAGUUUACUGAAUUUGUUAACCCUCUAAAAGAUUCUCUUGAAGAGUUUAGGAAGAAGAAUGCUGGGAAGAAAGCGACCGUGUCAAAGGGAAAGGGAGAUGAGAAGGGAAAGAAAAGAAAGUUGGAAGGUGAGCCGUCUGAUAAAGGUGAGCCAUCUGAAAAAGGCGAUCAAGGAGAGCCAUCUGAGAAAGGCGAUCAAGGAGAGCCAUCUGAUAAAGGAGAUCAAGGUGAGCCAUCCGAGAAAGGCGAACAAGGUGAUGAUGAUGACCUAUGGCAUUAGAACAAGGUGAUGAUGAUGAUCAAUGAAAUGAAAGGAAUGAGGGCAAUGACAUUAGUUACUAGUCACACCUGAGUCAAGAUGUAAAACUUAUUUAUGAUUCCUUGUGGCUUGAAUGCUGCGUACUUGUCAACUAUGUAUUAAUCUCAAAAAUAUAGCUUUCAGCCAAGUUUUGUUUGUAAAAUGCUAGCCUCCACUAACCCUGAUGGAAGGAAGCUUUUAGGAAGAAUAUUCCAUCCUAAAUCUUGGAUGAUUUCAUUCUUUCAUUAUGUGCGUUUGGAUAUAGAGGGUUGAACAUGAGCAAUUCUAUUUACA